Protopolystoma xenopodis is the source of this 576-nucleotide messenger RNA. Lineage: Eukaryota; Metazoa; Platyhelminthes; Monogenea; Polystomatidea; Polystomatidae. The record is from the annotation of a GenBank genome assembly.
AUGGCCAUUUUAGAUGUCUUGGUCAGCCUUCUCCAACAGCUCGGGCCCCAUGAAUGGCGUACUCUAUUUUGUCCUCAGGUCUCUGAAAAACAUGUCAGCCAAUCUAUCAAUCUGACUAAUUCUUGCUCUAUCACCACCAUUUCGUCUCAGAUACCAAAGAACUCUUGCCUUGAUGAAUUUGGAGGCUUUCAUUCGACUUAUGAAACCGAUGUACAUAGUAAAGUUUCCGCCAAUGAGACUACAAAUCACAAUCAGGCCAGUGAAAUGGGCAAGACAAUUAGUGGUCGGAUGGAUGAGGAUAUAGAGAACGAACCCACGCAAUUAAGAAAGGAUGAACUACCUAUUUUGGCAGACUCCUCUCCUCAGCAUUGCUACGUGGCCAACAGUUCCCCAAGCUCUGGUUCAUUAGCGAUCUGCUCCUGCUUGAUUUGCUCUGGUCUCAGUCUUGUUGGAACCUUUGACUUCUUGAACGAACUUAUUACUCUUUUCACAGCAGUGCACCUCUAUCCGCCUUAUCCUGCCCCACCCGCCUGGCAUGCAGGCAGCAGCGAUACAAUUUCUGGAAUCGACCAGUGA